Medioppia subpectinata is the source of this 1932-nucleotide messenger RNA. Lineage: Eukaryota; Metazoa; Arthropoda; Arachnida; Sarcoptiformes; Oppiidae. The record is from the annotation of a GenBank genome assembly.
AUGAAUCAAUCGCACGUUUAUUUGGAGAGUAUUAAACACUUGGCGACCAAACACUGGGGUCUCGACAUCGCGGCCAACGGGUCGGGCGGCCAAACGCUGGUCCAUUUUCUCGCCCGACACUCGCCAUACGUGGGCACUCGCGUCCAACGGGUGCCCAUCCCUGACAAGUACGUGGCCUGGGAGGUGAUGUGGAUCGACUACGACCCGGUCGCCUACUCGAUGCCCAAAAUGGACUUUCCUUCGGCCCGGCAGUCGGUGGUCGACGAAGACAUACUGUUGCUGCAGGAACUGCAGGUGGAGGAAGUGAUCUCGAAGCUGCCUGUCCUCCAGUGGAACGCCCGGUGCGUCAAUCCCGCGGGCAUUACCAUCGAUCGCUUGUCGUGGAUCCGCACCGCCGACGCCGCCCCCGAUGGUAGCCAUCAGCACGUGCUCUAUAAGUUGGAUAACGGCAUACCGUUGAACCCGAUUGGCCGCACCGGUCUCAGAGGGAGGGGCGCUCUGCACCGAUGGGGACCCAAUCAUUAUGUCAUAUUGAUUAUCACCAGAUGGCAAUCGCUGAAGACGUCCAACAAUGUGCUCGAGUUUGUCGUGGAGAAGACCGAACGCCGGGACCAGUUGUCGCUGCCGUCGCGUUUCGUUGGCGGUGAGUGUCUAUACCUCGACUUACAGACACUGUUCAAAGCGGGCGACAACUGGACGACCAGCGCCGAGAUGAUCGACUUCUUCCGGGCGGCGGCCCAGCCAUCGGCCGCCACGUUUGCCGCCGCGGCCUCCGCUGUCCAAUCGCCGGUCGGUGGCGCCGAACAGGCGCUGGUUGUCGACCCGUUAACCGGUCUGUUGGGUCCGGCGGUGGCCGUAACGCCCGGCUUCAAGUACGAGAGGGUGACCGUCGGCUAUCUGGACGACCCGUACAAUACGGACAACGCGUGGAAAGAGAUGGAGUUGUGGCACAUCCACUACACCGACGGCGACUGUCUCGCGGAUCGCAUGCACUCCGCGUACUGUCACUGGCGAAAGCAUCUGAUCGUGGGCGAAAUGGGACUGGCGUUGGCCUUUUGCCUGGAGCUGUUGGGUCUGUACGGGUGCUAUCGGGAGUGUAAAAACAGCUUGCUAGUUUACUUGGCCCUCACACUGGUGUCGAUGGGACCGGGAUUUAUAUUUAUGCCAAUUUACACGUUGUGUUCGUCAGUGUUUUUGUUGAUCACUACCCUGUAUGCAGCAGUAGAUCAAAGUGAGCGACAGUUUGACGGCAUUGGUUAUGGCGUACAGACCGGUCAGACCGUACAGCGGACCAAAUCGGUAACAUAUGGCCAAUACUGUGAUCAUCGACAACAGCACAUACACGUAGAUCACCGGCAGUUGCUCUUUGAAUAUGGCGUUCAAUGCGAUCAACUCUAUGGCAAACAACAGGCAAACGGAUAUUCCUCCGGAGAGAAUUGCGACCGGGCCAGUUUUAUCUUAAUGAAAAUAUCACUGUCGCUCAUUCACCUAUCGCUCGGGUUGUCGCUAUCGGUUCUGGCCGUACAGGUCUUCGCCGGGUGCGACUCGUGUGGCAGCGACUAUGACUAUGACAUCGACACUAUCGGUCUAUCAGGCGGACUGACAAUAGCUGUCGCGGUGGCCAUGGAAGCGGUAGCCGUGGCCGCCAUCAUUGCCGACAGCCAAUCAACGCUUGUCGUGUACAACGUGGUGGCGGCCGUCGGACAGGUGGCCAUUAUUGUCCACUUCGAGACCGAGGCGUCGGUAAUGGGCGCCACUGUUAUCUCACUGACCGCUCUGUAUGGUUACGCGUUGGCCGACCGGACUCGUAGACUGGCGGCCGAGUCUCGGGUCCGGAAGGAAGAGCUGAAGGGAGAGGAGUCCAACAUUGCGAAGAAGGAGUGGGAAGCCGUGCAGACCAUCACCGAAGAGAUUGAACACGAGAAGAAAGUG